This is a messenger RNA of Salmo salar (Atlantic salmon), 9609 nucleotides long. Lineage: Eukaryota; Metazoa; Chordata; Actinopteri; Salmoniformes; Salmonidae. The record is from RefSeq and is a predicted model, not a curated record.
CAUUAACAGAUAACAUUUAUGCUGGUACAAAGUGUCACAAACCAAACCUGUUUUGGAGGAAACCUUUUAAUACUCUACAGUUUCUAGAUAUCUGUAUACAGUCAAUUUAGCAGAGAACUCACAAGGAAAGCUCAACUAGUCGGUUAAGAGGAAGGGGCACCGGGUGGGCUUCUCCCAGAUUGAUAUGGGACUAGACCAGUCCUCUUCAGGAUGCUGAGACCUCCUCUCUGAGUGUUAUAAUGAGUUAUCAUCAGGGGGCUGAGGGUGGUGCCAUCCCUAAAGAAAGACAGAAGAGCAGUGUCCAUCCAGAGAGAGCCGAGUCUGUUUCCUCUGGUUGUUUAUCAAGGAAGAGUGGUGAAUCAAUGGAUCCCCCUCUUCAUUUCAAAGAGGAGGCCCCUUCACAAAGAAAAGGCCCAGGAGAGGUACCCUGUGAUAUCUGCUCUGAGGUCCAAGCUGUGAAGUUCUGUCAGACCUGCACUCAGUCCUACUGUGAGACCCACGUUAGGAAGCACUACACACUAUCUAAACUACAGAGACACACCCUGGUGGAGGUGACUGGAGACCUGGAGGAAAGACUCUGUCAGGAACACCACAGAGCUCUGGAGGUGUUCUGCAGGACAGACCAGAAGCUGAUCUGCUUGGAGUGUUCAGUGACAAAUCACAAAGGUCAUGACACGAUCAUUGAAGAGAUAAAACAAGCUGGAAAACAGACUUUUGAUGGAGAGCAACGCCUAAGGCCAGAGUCAGUCGACGUGCUGCCCCCUCCUGGGAAGAUCCAGGUCCUGUCAGUGACAUCAGACUCCGUGUCUCUGAGCUGGGGUUCUCCUGAGGGGCUGAAGGGGCCACACCAGUUCAGAGUGACCUGGGGGUGUGACCUGGGGGAAACGGACUCAUCAAAAGUGAAAGGCGGGUAUCAUCUUAAAAUAAGCAGUCUCCAACCUGGUGAAAAGUACCAGUUUAGUGUGGCUACAGAGGGAGAAGAUGGAAGACAAAGCAGAUGGGUCUCAGCAUCGUUAUCCACAGUGGUCCCACCCAGAGAUUUAAAGAUAGACCAUUUGAAAGAUACCUCCUUCACUCUCCACUGGUCCAAGGCUGAAGGAAUGGAGAAAGUCCCACAGCGCUUCCUCAUAUCCUACUGCAGCCCAGGAACAGACCUCCAUGCAGAGAAUACUAAAGACUGCCACAACACAUUCUCAAACCUGCAACCUGGUACUGAGUACACUGUCAGCAUCUCAACUGUGCUGAAGAAUGGGGAACAGAGUGAAUCUGUCUCUACAACCAUCUGCACCCUACUUCCUGCUCCAGACCAGCUGACUGUUGACUCAGUGGACACCACAUCAGCUGCUGUUAGCUGGAGCCAGCCACCAGGAUUGGACCAAACCCAACAUCAUUACCAGAUCUCCUACCGCUGUCCAGGGACAGAACGACACAUCACUACCACAUCUUCACACAGCAUCACUCUCUCUGACCUGAAACCUGCUACUCAGUACUCUGUCUCUGUCUGCACUGUGCUGGAAAAUGGAAAGAAAAGUAAACUGGUGUCAACAACCCUCACCACAGUACUUCCUGCUCCAGACCAGCUGACUGUUGACUCAGUGGACACCACAUCAGCUGCUUUUAGCUGGAGCCAGCCACCAGGAUUGGAUCAAACCCAACAUCAUUACCAGAUCUCCUACCGCUGUCCAGGGACAGAACCACACAUCACUACCACGUCUUCACCCAGCAUCACUCUCUCUGACCUGAAACCGUCUACUGAAUACUCAGUCACUGUCUGCACUGUGCUGGAAAAUGGGGAGCAAAGUCAACUUGUGUUAACAACCCUCACCACAACAAUAAUCCCUGCUCCUGACCAGCUGACUGUUGACUCAGUAGACAACACAUCAGCUGCUAUUAGCUGGAGCCAGCCACCAGGAUUCGACCAAACCCAACAUCAUUACCAGAUCUCCUACCACUGUCCAGGGACAGAACCACACAUCACUACCACAUCUUCACACAGCAUCACUCUCUCUGACCUGCAAGGUGGUACUCAGUACUCUGUCACUGUCUGCACUGUGCUGGAAAAUAGAAAGCAAAGUCAACUGGUGUCAACAACCCUCACCACAGUACUUCCUGCUCCAGACCAGCUGACUGUUGACUCAGUGGACACCACAUCAGCUGCUUUUAGCUGGAGCCAGCCACCAGGAUUGGAUCAAACCCAACAUCAUUACCAGAUCUCCUACCGCUGUCCAGGGACAGAACCACACAUCACUACCACGUCUUCACCCAGCAUCACUCUCUCUGACCUGAAACCGUCUACUGAAUACUCAGUCACUGUCUGCACUGUGCUGGAAAAUGGGGAGCAAAGUCAACUUGUGUUAACAACCCUCACCACAACAAUAAUCCCUGCUCCUGACCAGCUGACUGUUGACUCAGUAGACACCACAUCAGCUGCUGUUAGCUGGAACCAGCCACCAGGAUUCGACCAAACCCAACAUCAUUACCAGAUCUCCUACCACUGUCCAGGGACAGAACCACACAUCACUACCACAUCUUCACACAGCAUCACUCUCUCUGACCUGCAAGGUGGUACUCAGUACUCUGUCUCUGUCUGCACUGUGCUGGAAAAUAGAAAGCAAAGUCAACUGGUGUCAACAACCCUCACCACAGUACUGCCUGCUCCGGAUCAGCUGACUGUUGACUCAGUAGACACCACAUCAGCUGCUGUUAGCUGGAACCAGCCACCAGGAUUGGACCAAUCCCAACACCAUUACCAGAUCUCCUAUCGCUGUCCAAGGACAGAACCACACAUCACUACCACAUCUUCACACAGCAUCACUCUAUCUGACCUGCAAUGUGGCACUCAGUACUCUGUCACUGUCUGCACUGUGCUGGAAAAUGAAACGCAAAGUCAACUGGUGUCAACAACCCUCACCACAAUUAUCCCUGCUCCAGACCAGCUUACUGUUGACUCAGUGGGCACCACAUCAGCUGCUGUCAGCUGGAGCCAACCACCAGGAUCGGACCAAACCCAACAUCAUUACCAGAUCUCCUACCACUGUCCAGGGACAGAACCACACAUCACUACCACAUCUUCACCCAGCAUCACUCUCUCUGACCUGCAAUGUGGUACUCAGUACUCUGUCACUGUCUGCACUGUGCUGGAAAAUGGAAAGCAAAGUCAACUGGUGUCAACAACCCUCACCACAAAACCCUGUCUCAUGGAGCUGUUGUCAAAGACUGGACUAGAAGUUCAUUAUGAAAACAAGCUGACGUUAAGUACUGUCCUUGAGAUAAAUGCUAAUACUACAUCAGAUGAACCUCUUACCACUAUGCAGUCACUUCCAGGGGCCUUCCUUAAGAAAUUAAUGAUGGCAAAUGUGAAUGCUAGGAGUGUGACACUAAAAAGUGACACUGAUGAGAGUGACUCUGAUAACAGUUAUGCGAUUAAUCCAUUGGACCUGAGUACUGCCCUGUUUCUGUGUUCAGAUGGGUUCCUCCAGCAGGAGAUGACCCUUAAAAUGUCCAUGUGCCAGUUUGCUGUUCCUCUUCUGCUGCCCAACUGUGACACAGAACACAGCACUUUGAUGCUGUGGGCCUUGAGGGACAUAGUGAAGAAGUUUAGACUCUCUUCACAAGUAGACACAAAGUCCUUCAAAGAGGAGAGAAUUAUACUUUCAGACAUUCCUAUGGUGUCUUUUGUUAGGCUGGGAGAGAGCAACUUGUCCAAGUCUAAUAUGUUGAACAAACUGCUAAGUAAUCCUGACACAUUUGUCCAUCAUGAUAUGGACUGUGGUGAUGUACCUCGGAAGAUUUCAAAUGGCCUAGUUGAAAUCAGCUGGUACCUGCCAUGUGGGAAAAGAAACAUAGACAGGUUCACUAAGCCUGUGGCUUUUGCCAAUCUCAGAGGAGACAUCAGGUCCUUUAAGACACAGUUUUCCUUUCUGUGUCAAACAUCAACAGCAAUUUACAUGUUUAGUGAUGAAUUAGAGACAGAUUCUGAGGUUUUGAAAGACAUAAACACAGAGUUAUUUCUGGUUGUUAACUCUCAGAGAGAAACAUUCACAGGAGACAAAGUAACACAUGUAAUAGAAAAGAAGGGGCGGAAUGAAGCAGCAUUUGUAAAAACCCUGCAGUCAUCUGUGGGUGAUGUAAUUGAAAAAUGCCAAAACAAAUUGACAAUUGAAAAAAUGUCUGGUAUUGCUCGUCAGAUGGGGAUUCUGGUUGAUGAAGACCGUAAUGAGUGUCAGAGUGCCAGGAAGAUGGCAGACAAAAUCACCAGCAGCAUCACAGACACAGUGAAAUUCAAAGACAAGCAGCUACCCUUACAAGGGAAAAUCUGGAAAGAGCUUUCCCAGUUGGAGAAAGAGAGAUGUAGACUGAGAAAAGCAGGAGGUCAAGAAAUUGAACACUACAAGAGUUCUCUGAGGAUAAAGGAGAAAGAGCUGAGAGAGAAGCAACAAAGAUUUGAUAUGACAGAAGCAAUGACAGAUUUCAUAAUCUGCAUGUCAAGUUCAGAAGUGGAGCGGACCUAUUUCCUCAAAUGGAUGCGGAUAUAUUUGGACAAUCUGUCACGGCAGAAUCUGUCUGGUUUGCAAGAAAAGUAUAAAAUGCAUCAGGAAAAAGAAUCUGCAGAUAAAAAACACAUUGCAGAUGUGGAUAGGCAAAUAUCUGACUGUUCCCUUGGACUUGAACACUUCCUGCGUGAGUUAGGCCAGUUAUAUGAAGCUACCUGCUCCCUCCCCGAAGACAGCCCUCAAAGGAAACAGAUGGAGCAUCUCCCUGGAUUGUGUGCUCAGAUGCUGUUGGAUGGUUUCCCCAUUGAGCUUGUGGAUGGAGAUGCAUCAAAUAUCCCUCUGAAAUGGAUAUCAGCUGUACUGACUCAGCUUCAUACUCUUGUCCAAUCCAACAGCAAGAUCCGGGUGGUCACAGUUUUAGGGGUCCAAAGCACUGGGAAGUCCACUCUCCUCAACACCAUGUUUGGGGUCCAGUUUGCUGUCAGCAGUGGAAGAUGCACCAGAGGGGCCUUCAUGCUACUGAUAAAAGUCAACAAAGACCUCAAGGAGGAGCUGAAAUGUGACUUCAUCAUGGUGAUUGACACAGAGGGGUUGAAAUCACCUGAUUUGUCUCAACUAGAUGAUAGCCAUGAACAUGACAAUGAACUGGCAACACUGGUGAUUGGACUCAGUGAUGUCACGAUUGUCAACAUCGCCAUGGAGAACUCCACAGAGAUGAAAGACAUUCUACAGAUUGUUGUUCAUGCUUUUAUCAGGAUGAAGGAAGUGGGGAAGAAGCCAGUAUGUCAUUUUGUGCACCAGAAUGUGCCUGACAUGUCUGCUCAUGACAACAACAUGAGGGAGAGGAAGAAGUUGUUGGAACAGUUGAAUGAAAUGACCCACGCAGCAGCCAAAAUGGAGAAUAAAGAGGAAAACACAAAGUUCACUGACAUGAUGGAGUAUGAUCCAGACACAAGCAGCUGGUACAUCCCAGGGCUCUGGAAUGGGACUCCCCCUAUGGUUCCAGUCAAUGCUGGCUACAGUGAGGCUGUGUAUGACUUCAAAAAGAGCUUGAUGCAAGAUUUAAAAAAAUGCCAAAAAAAUGAUGAUUUGACACUUUUCAUGAAGUGGACACAAAACUUGUGGGAGUCUGUUAAAUUUGAGAACUUCAUCUUCAGUUUCAGAAACAGCUUGGUUGCAGAUGCAUACUCCAGAUUAUGCUCUGAGUACAAUGGUUGGGAAUGGAUAUUCCAGAAGGAGAUGUACAACUGGAUGAUUGCUGCUGAAACCAAAAUUUCAAAUUUUGGCAUGACAGUUCUUAAUCCCCAGAUCACCAUAAGUUAUAUGCUUAAUAACCUGAUGGGAGAAGCAUCGGAGAAGCUGUCAGUGGGGAAAAAGGAAAUCCAAAACAAUCUAAUUACAUACUUUAAAAAGCAAGAUGGCCAUGUCAAUCUGGUGGAAAAAUACAGGGAAGAAUUUGUGGCCAGUGCCAAAACACUGAAACGAGAGACAGAAAACACAGUGAGUAACACUCUACAUGGAGCUGUUGAAAUCAAAGAGGGAAUGGCCAAACUAGAUGACAUCAAGCGUUCACAAGCAAAAACACUAGAAAAAAAAGUGCUGGCUUUGCUGAAAACUUGUAGACAGAACAAAUCUGUCCUAUCUGAUGAGGCACUCAGAGAAGAGUUUGAAAGUAUGUGGAAGGAAACUCUGUCUGAGAUCAAAUUCAGAGGACUCACAAGAGGAGAUGUUGCUCAGGAUGCCUUCAGCAUUUUACGUGACCAUUUAUCUACGAGGUCGGGUUAUGUCAAUAAUAUGUUGGUUGAAAACAGCUUGGUUAAUUAUGGGAAGAUACCAUUUAUUGUAGAGUCAGUGGAUUGGUGGCAGAAGACUAAAGGCUUUGUGAUGCACUUGAAUAGAGCCCAUAGCAGGAUGAAACUGCAAGAGUUGUGUGAUUACAUCAUAACGCAGUGUCAGGACUUUAUAACCCAGAAGGUGGAAAGCAAAACAGAUUACCAUGCCACUUACAUCAAAGAGCUGCUUGAAAUAAUUGAUGAAACAUCGCAACAAAACAUCAAACGUAAAGUUAGUGAGGAAUGUGAGGUUAAGCUGAAGUUGCACAUCUGUGGCAGAGCAGCAAGAACAUUUCAAAAGAAACAUGAUGAUUUCAUUUCAGUCAACGACCCCCGAAAAUGUCUGGAACAGUCUAAGAACAAGUACCUUACUGACUUCAUAGACUUGUUUCAUAACCGAGAUCAGUGCGAAAAGAAAGCUGAGGAGUUCACAAAGCUCUUACAGCCAGCUGUACAGGAAUAUGUGUCCAAAAUGAUUGGUCCUGAUGUGGUUGAUGAAGUGAAGACCGGUAAAGGGUCACAGGAUUACAGCACACGGACGUUCUUCCAGUUCUCCAUUUUGAAACAACUCCUGACUGAUGGAGAAUAUGAGAAAUAUGAAGGGUACAUGAACCAUUAUGAAAAGUUUGUGAAGGACUGGCUGUUAGACCGAAUUGCCCAACAACUCUCAAAGGACAGCUGUCUGGAGAAAUUGGAGAAGAAACAUCUUUCAGAGAUAGUCAAGAUAAUCACUGCAGCAAUUUCAAACAUCAGAAAUACAACAAGCACUGUAAAAGACAUCAAUACAUUUAUUCAGAACAUGUGUUGUGCCCUUGGAGAGAAGCUUGUCUUCCCCAAGGAUGGUCUGGAUUCAAUCAUGACUCUGAACUACUCUGAAAAGACGGAAGAGUUUGCUGACUACCUAACAGAUUGUGUGAGAGAAAUGGAUCUGUCACUGGCAGCUGAGUACGAUAAGGGAGGAGACAUUGAAAAGAGACUCAGAUCUCUGCCAUUCAAGCCUCAGGACAAGAUGUUCACCAGUCUGUUUGGCUGUGGGGAGGUAUGUCCCUUCUGCAAAGCACCAUGUGAAGCAGGAGGUAAGGAGCAUACCAAACACUUCACCUCCAUUCACCGUUCAAAAGGCCUUAGCGCUUGGAGGUACAAAAAUACAAAGGUGCUAGUUAUUAACAUGUGUUCAUCUCUUGUGAUAAGUGGCCUUUCAUUUUACAUAUCCUCAACAGCAAAAGAACCUUAUCCCUACAAGGACUACCAGAAAUAUUACCCUGACUGGAACAUAGAUGGAGAUUCCAGUAUGGAGGCUACAGACUACUGGAAGUAUGUGAUGGCUACAUUCAAUGAGAGAAUUGCUAAAGACACAGAUGCACUCCCUGCAGACAUCCCAGAGGACUGGACGGCAUUAACACCUGAGGAUGCAUUGAAGAGCUUGAAAAAGUCAUUCAACAUUGAAGAUUAGUAUAAAACUAGCAAUAACAACUCUAGUUGUCCACAUCCAACCGUUCAAGGAUGUCAGACAUGACAACCAGAAAUAACUCUCAUGACAUGGCUAUAUCACAGAAAUCAAUAUAUGUGAAAUAAUGUACAGAUCUGGCAAUACCCAAUUCAAUUUGAAAAGGAGAAACUAUGGCACGACAAGUUAUUUCAGAUACUUUGAUAAAUUAUAUGAACUUGGCAAUUUACAGAUCUGAUGUUCCAUAAUGAAAUGGCUAACACUGAGUUUUAUGGUAAAGGAAUACAAUAUAAUCAAGUAAUACAAAAAUAUAUAUAAUGUCCAUGUAAGUAAAGCAUUUUAAGUUAAUUCAGAAAUCAUAGAAAAGUCAACGUGAACACCAACAGGUUAACCAACAGAUGGAGUGUUUUACUGAUAAUGUCCAUAAAUAAACACAAUACACAGGUAACUAAGGAUCUAGUCUAGAUAAACACAAUACACAGGUAACUAAGGAGCUAGUCUAGAUAAACACAAUACACAGGUAACUAAGGAUCUAGUCAAGAUAAACACAAUACACAGGUAACUAAGGAUCUAGUCUAGAUAAACACAAUACACAGGUAACUAAGGAGCUAGUGUAACCGAUGUGAAACGCUAUUAGCGCGCACCACGCUAACUAGCUAGCCAUUUCACAUCGGUUACUCUAGUCUAGAUAAACACAAUACACAGGUAAAUAAGGAGCUAGUCUGGCAUUGAUUAUUUAUUUUCAAUUAUAAUAAUUAUUUUCUCAUUUACUUUGCCAUCUAACCUAUAUGGCUUGAUCACAGAUGAAUGAUUAGAAGGGCUGCAUGGUUCAGUGGUAAACAGUUGAUCACAGAUUAAUGAUUAGAAGGGCUGCAUGGUUCAGUGGUAAACAGUUGAUCACAGAUUAAUGAUUAGAAGGGCUGUAUGGUUCAGUGGUAAACAGUUGAUCACAGAUUAAUGAUUAGAAGGGCUGUAUGGUUCAGUGGUAAACAGUUGAUCACAGAUUAAUGAUUAGAAGGGCUGUAUGGUUCAGUGGUAAACAGUUGAUCACAGAUUAAUGAUUAGAAGGGCUGUAUGGUUCAGUGGUAAACAGUUGGCUUUUGUUUCAGUUAUUUUACGUUUUAAAUGUUCAUCUUAUUGUAAUUUUUUUGGUUGAGAAUAUGCACGUGUUGUUUCAUAUACAGGUAUUACACAUGUAUUGGUCUUUUAAAUAAUUUACUUCAAGAAUGAUUACUAAGUAGACUUAAAAUAAAAUUGUUUUUAGUUGAUUGCUCCUUCUAAUAGUGAUUUGUUCAAUGACUUCAUUGCUUUGAACACAUUAGUUUGUAUAAAGUAUACUUCAUAAUCAGUUACCAUCAGUAUGUAACUUCAUUAAUACUCUUCAGGUAUGCUUGAUGUAUACAGUAUGUUCUGAAGUACUGCUUAGUGACCAUCAGUAAUGUAACUUCAUUAAUACUCUUCAGGUAUGCUUGAGUGUAUACAGUAUGUUCUGCAGUACUGCUUAGUGACCAUCAGUAAUGUAACUUCAUUAAUACUCUUCAGGUAUGCUUGAUGUAUACAGUAUGUUCUGAAGUACUGCUUAGUGACCAUCAGUAAUGUAACUUCAUUAAUAUUCUUCAGGUAUACUUGAUGUAUACAGUAUGUUCUGAAGUAAUGCUUAGUGACCAUCAGUAAUGUAACUUCAUUAAUACUCUUCAGGUAUGCUUGAUGUAUACAGUAUGUUCUGAAGUACUGCACUCUGUUGUUUUGGAUGCUAAUGAUUAUGAUGGUAUUGAUGAUGGUGAUGAGUGUUUUUGUUGAUAAUGGUGAUUAUAAAUGUAGCUGUUGAUGAAGGUUA